UGAAGGUGUUUUAGUCUUUAUCAAUGACAACUCGUUCUUUUCAACAUGAUCGCUUUCCCAGCAUUUUAGCGAAUCAAGAGCCAACAACACAGACGUAAAAUGAGAUCAGGCAGAUUUGGGGCGCCGGCUCAGUUUUCUGAUUGGCUAUGCACAGUGAAACCGACACGUCAAAAGGUGCCGAACAUUGCAUAUCAAUUGAAGUUCUUUAUGAGCAGCAAAGUAGGCCACGGAACAGUGAACGUGGAAUCGUAAGCAGCAGCAGAAAUGAACAAUUCAACAGCGCUCCCAGGGACAGCUUCUAGUGGUACACCUUUUAGUAAUCUGCUCUCGCCGCCAGAAUCACUGGGAUUUAAAAUCCCAAAAAUAACAGUAUGCGUCGCGAUUUUGCUUGUGUGUACUGUAGGAAAUACUGCGAUGAUAGGAGUUAUCUUUACCUCAAGACGGAUGAGAUCCUUGGCGGGAAACAUUGUAAUUCUGAAUCUGGCAUUUGUUGAUUUGCUUACACCGAUUAUGAGCAUACCAUUUGAUCUUGUUCUCGAAGAAAAUCACUACAUCUGGCCUUUUGGUUCCAUUCCAUGCAAGUUGUUAUUUCCUACUGCGACGUUCCUCUCUACUGCUUCAGCUCUCACUCUGGCAGCCAUUUCCCUGGAUCGGUACAGAAAUAUUCUGUACCCGUUCAAAUCAAAGCUUUCGAUGGCUCAAGUUAAGUCCAUUGUAAUAACUGUGGAUUUCAUUUCUGUUGCGUUUGUUUUGCCGUACGCGUCCUUCCUCGGAUUGCAAAAUAACUCUUGCACGGAGCAAUGGCCUAAGUUCUUGUACCGUCAGAUUUACACUGUGUUCUUGGCUUCCGUACAAUACGCGCUACCCCUAUUAUUUAUGAUAAAAAUGUACAUCCUAGCAUCUGUACGGCUUUUCGCCGCAGCCGACAGCGUUCGGAAAAUAUCGCUUCCUGUUGCUGAAAGUGGAAAAAAGACAUAUUCCGCUUUCAAAGAAAACCAAACGCGGAAAGAAAGCUUCGUUAUAAGUCAGGAACAAAACGCAAAAGUUACUAAAAUAUUUGUGAUUAUUGUUGUAGCGUUUGCUCUUUGUACCCUCCCCAACCAAGUGUUAUGGUUGUGGAUUGAUUUUGGCAAAGAUGGUGACAUUACUUCCCUGGCCAAAGAAAUCAUCAUUUGCCGGUUUUUCACUUACAUAAACGGUUGUGUUAACCCGAUCAUUUUCUUCGUUUUCAAGCGAGAUUACCGUCAAGGUCUCCUCAAACUUCUUAAGAUGAUCACCAGAAGAAAGUCAGAGACUGAUUUACAACGCAUGCGUAGGAUCUGGGACAAUGUGGAUAUCGGCGGGGUGACGGCGCCAAAGUGUGCAAGGAGAAAUCGAAAUCAGAAUGAUGUAACAUCUUUGUUCGAUUUAUCUGGCAAAACGACACAUUCCUUGGUAUUAAAUAACGAGGACUUUAACAAGACUUAUCCCCCACGAAAGCUCGCGAGAAAAAUGAAUGAAAACAUCCCUGAUUAUACCGAAACAAGAUUUUUCGUUAGAAAGCACCUUUCCAAGGAAAUACCUUCACAACAAAGAUCUACAAGCUUCCAGAAUGUUAAGGAUGCAAAUGAAAACAUUCCAGUGAUACAUUCUGUUUUGCCAGCAACGAGGAACGAAACUGAAUCCCAGGGCAACGUCUCCAAGUAUUUGCCGCAAGAAGUUUCUGAGACUAAAUGCUAAUUUGGGAUUAAUGAAUCAAUCAAUCAAUCAGUCAUUCAAUCAAUCAGUCAAUCAAUCAA
Molecule: messenger RNA, 1778 nt
Organism: Orbicella faveolata
Lineage: Eukaryota; Metazoa; Cnidaria; Anthozoa; Scleractinia; Merulinidae
Product: somatostatin receptor type 5-like
Biological process (GO): G protein-coupled receptor signaling pathway
Cellular component (GO): plasma membrane
Molecular function (GO): G protein-coupled receptor activity
Source: RefSeq, a predicted model, not a curated record